Molecule: messenger RNA, 2448 nt
Organism: Brienomyrus brachyistius
Lineage: Eukaryota; Metazoa; Chordata; Actinopteri; Osteoglossiformes; Mormyridae
Gene: d2hgdh
Product: D-2-hydroxyglutarate dehydrogenase
Exons: 10
Coding region: 185-1774 (529 amino acids)
Cellular component (GO): mitochondrion
Molecular function (GO): FAD binding; catalytic activity
Source: RefSeq, a predicted model, not a curated record
UCUACCUUCCUUUACACGCUCUCUGAAGUGUUUUCUUUACAGUCUAUGCUAACAACACAUUUCAAAAUACAGUAGAAUAUGAGCAUUUCUGCAGUAAUUCACUGAAGGAUGCAGUUACAUAAUUAGCGACGGAUGCAUUUUUGAUGAAAAAAAAAGAAUUCCUGCUGUGUCGUACGUAAUACCCAUGGCGAACUGUUUUCAUGGACUCAAGAGUUUUGGAGCGCAAGCGCCAUAUCCCUGGAUUCGCUCGCAGUGUUUGUCCAGCCUGAGCAUCUUGGGAGGUGUGUAUGCUGCCCCGGAGACAAACAGACUGGUGGCUUCGGGACAGACCCGUGGGAUGAGAACCACCAGCACUGCCGGCGUCGUGAUAAAGCGGCUUCCCUUCUCCAGGGUCUCCCAGCAGGACUUGGCUUUCUUUGAGAAGGCGCUGCCUGGAAGGACCAUCACAGAUCCGGACGUGCUGGCAUCCAGCAAUGUCGACUGGCUGAAGUCUGUGCGUGGGUCCAGUGAGCUUCUCCUGAGACCCCAGACUACUGAAGAUGUCUCUCAGAUUCUCAGAUAUUGCAAUGAGCGGCGAUUGGCAGUAAACCCCCAGGCUGGGAACACGGGCCUGGUGGGUGGCAGCGUGCCCGUGUUUGAUGAGAUCAUCCUCUCCACCUCCCUCAUGAACCGCGUUCUGCACUUCGACCAGGUGUCCGGAGUCCUUACCUGUCAGGCAGGCUGCGUGCUGGAGAAUCUUUCCAGCUACGUGGAGGAGCGUGACUUCAUCAUGCCCCUAGACCUUGGUGCCAAGGGCAGCUGCCAAAUUGGGGGGAACGUGGCCACCAAUGCGGGGGGACUUCGGCUCCUUCGCUAUGGCUCCCUACGGGGCACGGUGCUGGGCUUGGAAGUGGUGUUGGCCGAUGGGAAGGUUUUAAACUGCCUUACAUCCCUGAGGAAGGACAACACGGGCUAUGACCUCAAGCAGCUGUUUAUUGGCUCGGAGGGCACGCUCGGGGUAAUCACAGCUGUGUCGAUCCUGUGUCCACGGAAACCAAAAGCAGUCAAUGUGGCCUUCUUAGGUUGUUCUAGUUUUCAGCAACUGCUGAAGACGUUUCAUUGCUGCAGGGGCAUGCUGGGGGAAAUUCUGUCUGCCUUUGAAUUCUUAGACAGUGCCUGCAUGAGGUUACUGGAGAAGCACCUGAAACUGAAUAAUCCCAUAAGAGAGAGCCCAUUCUACAUCGUCAUUGAAACGGCGGGGUCCAACGCCAGCCACGACGAGGAAAAGCUACACGAUUUCCUGCAGGAAGUUAUGGCACUUUCGCUGGUGACCGACGGAACCGUGGCCACCGAAGAUGCCAAAAUCAAGGCACUCUGGGCUUUAAGGGAGCGAAUAACAGAGGGAUUGACACACGACGGUUACACCUAUAAGUAUGACAUCUCCUUGCCCGUGGAGAAGAUUUACCAGCUGGUGGAAGACAUGAGGGAGCACCUUGGAGACAAGGCCCAGAAUGUUGUUGGUUAUGGGCAUGUUGGUGAUGGGAACCUCCACCUGAACAUCACGUCCCAUUCUAGAGACCCUGCUCUGCUGACGGCCAUCGAGCCGUAUGUGUAUGAAUGGACCGCCAGGUGCCGAGGCAGCAUCAGCGCUGAGCAUGGAUUGGGCCUGAAGAAGAGGAACUACAUUCAGUACAGCAAGCCUCCAGAGGCCGUGGCCCUCAUGGGGGAUAUCAAACGCAUGCUUGACCCACAUGGGAUCCUCAACCCUUAUAAGACCCUGCCAGACAACUGCUGAGAAGAGAGGCCAGGCUGUCGUUCCAGGCCGUUAAACUGGACUCCACUCAGGGAUUAUGAGUUGAAAUGCGUGUUGUGGGGGGGCAUGACUGUUUAUACAUUUCAGGAUUUUUUUUGACCUGACAUGCUCUUACAUAUUGCUUUACAGCAAGAUUACAGCAACCUUUCAAUACAUUUCAGUGUGAAAGAUUACUAACGGGCCCGAACAAACAUUUUUCUUCCUCUUCACCACCCACACGAAGUGGUCCUGGAGCCAUGCUACUGUUCAUGGCCAGGCACCAUCUACAAAGGAGAGACGAGUGCUGUGAACAUCUUUAUUGCAUGUAAAAAAAAAAAAAAAAAAAAAAAAAGAAAAGCGACAUAAAAACUGGAUUUAAACAAACGUGCUUCUUUAAAACAAAUAUAUCCAAACAAAUACCAUAAAUGCCUUUUUCGCAAAUACUUAAAUGCAGAAAGUUUAAGUUCCGAUAUUUAAAUACUUGUAUUUGUGUAGUGUGGAUUGGCUGUUGUCCGAUAAGAGCCGACUGUAGAGCUUAAUUUGUAAAGCACCGUUUCGUCGUAUAUUUGUAGUGUCUCAAAUGUAUUACUAGUGUUAAAAUCAGUGCCUGUACUUACUGAUUGCUUAUGCGUCCUUGUAACAGGACGUUUCUGACAAUAAAUAAUAAUAAUAAUCAC